GGGGGGAGUAUAAACGAGAGAGUCGUAAGUUGAGUACAGACGGUUCUAGUCUUCUGAUUGAGAGGACUUGCUCGUGUUGUGUCGUCUGCAUUGGAGUUGAUGUUAGGAAGAUGUACUGUUAUUAUGUGUACAUAUAAUUUCACAAUUUAAUAGUGUGUUUCUAUUUCAAUUGAUAUAAAGAGUUUGAACAUUACCGUAAUAGUGAUGGCGUUUUUGAGGGGUGUCAUCAGGUGUAGUGUCUCAAGGAAAUACGGCACCGGUGUUAGUAUAUAUAACUUAACCCUACGUGGUGGAAAAUCGUCCAGAAUACGUUUAUUUUUACCAUUUCAAAGUUGUAAUCAGAUAGCACUUAAAUCUGUAACUGCCGGAGCUAUAAACGAUUUAACCGCAGAUAAAAAAUCAUUUGGAUCUAAACGAGACCCUCUGGACACUGGGUUUGCUGACCCUAAAGCUGCAUUUAAAAGCAAGACAACGUAUGAAGUUUUGCGUGCAUACAUAGUUUAUCAGUUAUGUUCCAUCAACUACCUAGUAGAAAACAAUAUGAAGUUGAUGAAGAUAUGCAAGACACUGCUAGGAGAGAGGCUUUUCACAGCGAUCAUGAAGGCUACUUUCUACGGACACUUUGUGGCCGGUGAGGAUCAGUACAAGAUCGUACCGACUCUGAAACGACUCCACUCCUUUGGUGUCAAGCCCAUCCUUGACUACUCUGUGGAGGAGGACAUCUCUCAGGAGGAGGCAGAGAAGCGUGAGUUGGCGGCUACCCAGUCUGAGGUACAGGCCACUCCUACUCAGCCUAGUGAAGCAAAUGUUCGGACGAAUGAUGAAGCGGCUCAGAUUGGAGGGGAAAUGCCUCAAUACAACGUAAAUAAGACAUUCGCUGACAGGCGGUACAAGGUGUCCAGUGCCAGAACAUAUUUCUACUUGAACGAAGCGACUUGUGAACGAAAUGUAGAGAUUUUCCAGGACUGCUUGCAUGCUGUGGCAGGAGCCACUUACGGAACAGGGAUUACAGCUGUUAAGUUGACAGCUCUAGGUAGACCUCAGCUGUUGUUGCAGUUGUCAGAGGUGAUCAUGCGGGCUCGUAACUUUGUCAGUGAAAUCAUCGGUGGGCGAGGAAACGUUCUUGGACAUCAUAUGACAGCAGAGAUGUUGGAGAAGAAGCUCAAAGACGCUGGCAUCAAAGACACAUCCAAGUUCUUAGAGAAGGUGGUCACAGACAGUGAGGGAGUGAUCCAUUUGUUCCCUUGGAGUGGCAUUGUGACUGAAAACUUUGAGCUGAGUGACACCUUCAGAGUACCGAGCCUCAAGGAGGGCCGCAUGGUCAGACUUAUCUCCCAACUGUCUAAAAAGGAAGAAGAAAUGUUCCGCAAUAUGGUGCGAAGAGUCAACACUCUUGUCCAGACAGCACAGGAGCUGGAUGUACGUAUAAUGAUUGACGCAGAACAGACCUACUUCCAGCCAGCAAUUUCCCGUAUAACACUGGAGAUGAUGCACAAAUACAACAUUGAGAAGGCAAUCGUGUUUAAUACAUACCAGUGCUACUUGAAGGAAGCCAUUAAUGAAGUAACUACUGAUUUGGAACAAGCUCAAAGACAGAACUUUUAUUUUGGUGCAAAAUUGGUCCGAGGCGCAUACAUUGAUCAGGAGAGAGCAAGAGCUGCUGCAUUAGGCUAUCCUGACCCCACUAACCCCACAUACGAGGCUACGUCCGACAUGUACCAUCGCACAUUCACUGAGUGUCUGAGGCGCAUCAAGGCCCUCAAGGACAGAGGAGAGCCACCCCAGAAGAUAGCCAUCAUGGUGGCCUCCCAUAAUGAGGACACUGUCAGAUUCGCAAUCGAAAAGAUGAAAGAGAUCGGAGUGUCUCCAGAAGACAAGGUAAUCUGUUUCGGCCAGCUCCUGGGUAUGUGUGAUUACAUCACUUUCCCUCUUGGCCAGGCAGGUUACUCAGCCUACAAGUACAUCCCCUACGGACCAGUAAACGAAGUCCUACCGUACCUGUCACGCCGUGCGCAGGAGAACAAGGGAGUGCUCAAGAAGAUUCAGAAGGAAAAGAAAUUACUGUUGACAGAGCUGGGACGACGUCUCGCCAAGGGCAAAAUAUUUUACAAUCCAAAAGGAGAGUAUCAACCUGUUUGAAUAUAUCUGUCUUCUUCAUUGGCUUAGAACAGAUCCGUGGAAUCUAUUUGUUGUUGUUAUUAUUGUUAAAUUAGCUCUUUAAACUAUUUUUAAAAUAAAGAAAACAAGUACCAGAGCAGUAGAUUCCAUUGAAAUAGGUCCACGUAAAGAUUAACAUAUUUUAAUAAAAGUAACGGUUUUAGGUAAAUUACGGCAAUUGGCAGCCUUCUAUUUUAAAAAAAAUUUUAACUUCGAGUAAAAGUUCCUUUUAUUUAUUAAUUUGUCGUUCAAAAUUCGUGUUUUUGAUUUAUUUUUUUGAUAGGAUACACAAAAUGUUGAAUAGAUAUAACGACACUUUAAAUUUACAGUCAAAAACUCAAUGUUGUCCGAACAAAGUUUUGUGUUGUUGGACUUGUGAAACAAAAUUUAAGUUGGGUUCAAUGAGUACAUUUAAAGUUUUGACUUCUUCUAUGUAAUUUGUUGAACUGUUAUUUGAUCAGAAAUAUGAAUCAAUAAAAAAUUGUAUAAUUAACAUAUUUUAAUUUUGUAAAUAAACCUAAAUUUAAAGGUUGUGCAUUUUGAAUAGCUUUACAGUACAAUGUUUCAUUGAAAUAUUAUUGUAAAAAAAGAACAUAUGAAAUGUUUAACAGAGCAUGGAAAUAUGUAAAGCUGUCAAGAAUAUUUUAAAUUGCCAUAAUGACUUGACAAAGGUUAUAACUAAAUAAGGUUAGUGAUUUCAAUUAGUGAAAUUCUUCCUUAUUCAUGCACAAAUUUGGACUCAAGGUCUUGCAUUUAAAAAUGUUACAACGUAAAAAUUUAUGAAGAAUAACAUUUCUUCUAUAAAUUAAUAAUAGGCUCUGUAUUGUAUUUAAACUAAUCUCAAAGGCUUUAUGAUGUACAAACAUAUUAAUAGACAAUUCCAGAAAUAAUCAAGAACGAUUUUGUUUCUCCAUUGUGAACAUUGUGGCUUUUUCAUCAGUACCUUGAUUAUGCCUUUGAUUGCUAAGUAAGAUUAUUGAUUAGUUUUUAUUUUUCAAACAUUUAGGUAUGUUACAUACAGGGCAUUAAGUAAACAAAUGGGCAUUAAUAAAACCUAUUAGGUCUAAUAGCAUUAAAAACUAUAACAAAUGACACAUUUAUAAUCCUGUGUUAAAAUAUAAAAAUUUAGCAACUAACAUUAUCAGUGAAUGCAUACAAUGUUAAAUUUCUAAGUUAUAUUCUAAGUCACUUUUGGACAUUUGUUAGAAGUUAGACCUCACACCACCUAGGUCCUGUUGUGGAAACUACAGCUCACUUGUACCCCAAAUGUUGCAUGAGACUUCUUUUGCGUUCUAGUUAUUACAGACCGACUGUGUUACAAGAGUUGCUUUGCACAAAAUGUAAGACCGUUUUGUAUUAAUUUUAACAAUGUGUACAUUUUAAAACAUGUCCGGAACGCUUUUUGAUGCAACCAAUCCAGCGACCAUAUCAUAGUUAACAUUCCAAGUAGUUUAGGAUCCGAACUGUUAUUAUACAUACGUAUGUAUUACACGUCCAGUCGUCAGAAGCAAUACAAAUAGUAUUCCAACGUAGUAUUCACCUUGUCAAAUUUGCUGGGUGGUUGUAUUCAAUAGAGUGGUACAUAACAGUAAUAUUGUAUAAUAAACAAAUAAUAAUGAAGAAAGUAUUCUUUUAUUGUAAAUAGGACAAUGAAUUGUAUGUGGAUGACAAUAUUUAGAUACUACUUACUAUUAAGACGUGAUCAGUGUUCAGGAAUCUCAAUGAAAUGUGCAUGAAUAUCAUUACGUUUUUAAUUAUUUUAACAUAUUAUUAAUUUUUUACUAUAAAGAAACAACACAUAAUAUAAUCCAUCAAUAACUUUAUAUAAUAAUUUAAUUUUAUAAGACUAGUGAACAUCUCAACACUUAUUUUGUUGAAGGGUUGAUAUCUUUAUACAUUAUUUUGUCUAGUCCUUCUUUCUUUUAACUUUCUUUAGUGACACUUAUGAAUCUCCGAAUAGAUAACAGUAUUGUAAUGUGAUGUAAUGUAGUGUAAGGUACAUUAUAAGUUAAGGGCCUGUGGUGUGGGGAAUGUUUCACUGUAAUAUGAUUCUAUUUGAUUGUAAUAAAUUGUGUACUUCAAUCAUCAAUGGAGCUAAAAUAAAGUGUCGUUACUAUUUCUGA
Homalodisca vitripennis (glassy-winged sharpshooter) is the source of this 4280-nucleotide messenger RNA. RefSeq names its product proline dehydrogenase 1, mitochondrial-like. Gene Ontology annotation, cellular component: mitochondrion. The transcript has 13 exons. The coding region runs from base 205 to 2139 and encodes 644 amino acids. Gene Ontology annotation, molecular function: proline dehydrogenase activity; FAD binding. NCBI's taxonomy places the organism in Eukaryota, Metazoa, Arthropoda, Insecta, Hemiptera, Cicadellidae. The record is from RefSeq and is a predicted model, not a curated record.